Sitodiplosis mosellana (orange wheat blossom midge) is the source of this 1030-nucleotide messenger RNA. It is a transcript of the gene Gas41, whose product is annotated as YEATS domain-containing protein 4. The record is from RefSeq and is a predicted model, not a curated record. The transcript is spliced from 3 exons. Lineage: Eukaryota; Metazoa; Arthropoda; Insecta; Diptera; Cecidomyiidae. The coding region runs from base 107 to 829 and encodes 240 amino acids. Gene Ontology annotation, biological process: regulation of DNA-templated transcription.
AUUAAUGACAUAUCAAGCCGACAAUAUUGUUUAUAGAUUGUGUUUGAGCGUGUUUUUCAUUUCCAAUCACUGAUUUCAACAGUUUUAAAGCAAAUACAAUCGGAAAAUGACGACAGUUCCAAUCUCAGAUUUCGGACCCGACUCUGGUGGUCGUGUAAAGGGAGUAACCAUUGUGAAGCCAAUUGUUUACGGUAAUGUGGCUCGGUCGUUUGGAAAAAAGCGUGAAGAAGAUGGUCAUACACAUCAGUGGACGGUCUAUUUGAAACCAUACAACAAUGAGGAUAUGUCGACUUGGGUGAAAAAAGUCCAUUUCAAAUUGCACGAAAGUUAUGCGAAUGCCAAUCGAACGCUGACCAAACCGCCAUACGAAGUGACGGAAACCGGUUGGGGUGAAUUCGAAGUUGUGAUUAAAUUACAUUUCCAUGAUCCAAAUGAACGUCCCGUCACACUUUAUCACAUUCUGAAAUUGUUUCAAUCGCCAAUUGUUGAAGGGGAAAUUUCGAGCCAAGACACUAAAAAGGGACUCGUUUCCGAAUCAUAUGAAGAAAUUGUGUUUCAAGAACCAACGCAGUACAUGCAACAAUGUCUCAACAACUCGAAACCAAUUGCUGACGGUCAAUACACACACGAUACAGAUUUUGAAGAUCUGAUCUCACGCACUCUGGAGAAUAUAAUCGAUGUCAAAGGAAAGGUGAAACAAGAAAUUACCGCACUCAAAGAUAAAUUGACACUGGCUCGUGAAACAAUCGGUCGAUUCAAAAGUGAAUUGGCCAAAGUUCAAGGAACACCAACUCCCGUAGGCAAUACAACACCACAACCAAGUCAUUGACCUCAUCAGCGCAAAUUUUUUUGUAUCAUCCCAAUACCAAUUUAAGAUUCAGUUUAAUUGUUUUUUUUUUCUCCCUCUUCAAUGUGAAUCCAUUUUCUUGGUUUUCCAAUUCAAACAGUUUCGUCACAUGACUGUCAACGAAAUUUAUAAUUGCAAAAUAAUAAUUUAAAAAAAAACAGACAUGUUUUUUGUGAAUAAUGA